AUGAAGUACCAGAAGAGUUUCAGACUUCUCCCAUCAUGGAAGCCGUACCCGAAAAGAGAUCCUCCUUAUCUCGAUAUCGGUGAAUCCAAAGAUGACAUCAAAGAAGGAGACACGAAACAAACAGAUAGUUUUGAAGACGAAGAAAAACAUCAACAUCAUAAACUUUCGGUACCUGCAGAACUUCAAUCACCUAAAAUGAUCAUUGAGGAACAAAUGGAUAAAGUUGUUACGAAAAUGGAACCGCUCUAUGAAGAACCCAUCAUUGUCAAAAAGAACGAAAAUGACGGUGCUACAUUGAUUGAACGGGAUGAGGACAGCUGGUCGCAUGAAAAGGAAGAAGCUGCUAACCUUGUCAAGAAGGAAAUCGUUGACAAGUUGUUUAUGAACAAGAAGAACGAACAAGAAUUGUUGUCAGAUAACACAUCAGAAGCAAAAGCGGCAGAGGAAAAACCAGAAGCUGAGGCUAAAAAUCCCGAGGAGUUGGAUUUGAUCACAACUGGUACCACCUACCGUAUUCAAAUGAGUCUCUGUGGUGACUCGGUGUUUGGUAAAGACGAACAAGAAAAUGCACGUGUGUUUGAUGAGCACAUUUCAACCUAUGAUAAUUUCACACAUAAUCCCAACAUGUUGAAUGAUAAACGAUUGGUGUUCCGUUACGAAAACAGAUAUUUCGCAGCAGGCCAUACGGGUCCCUUGUUCACUUCCUUGUUUUUGUUUAAGAAACCCUUGGAAGACACUUCAGAGACUUCAGAGUCAGAUUCCAAAGUCUCGGAUAGUAGAGAAUCAUAUCAGUUUGGUAAAGGUUGGAGACAAUGGUUAAGUAGAUCUUCUGUUGCUGCUCCCACAGGUAUGAUCGAAACCGAACAAACUGAAGCAACACCGCGUCACAGCGAAGACACAAAUGCUGGACAAGAUAUCACCACAUUCACAACCACAACAACAACAACAUCAGUAGGUUGGUCUGCUGAUCAUGUUCAUCCAGGUCAAGAACAACCCGAAGCAUUUCCAGGACCUCGUAAAGUAUACGCUAAGACACUGCGUUUAACUUCGGAUCAACUGAAGAGUUUGAAUUUAAAGAAAGGUGCCAAUACCAUUUCAUUCUCUGUAUCUUCUGCUUAUCAAGGUACAGCAACUUGUGCUGCCAAAAUCUUUUACUGGAACUAUGGUUACUCUGUGGUGAUUUCAGAUAUUGAUGGUACCAUCACAAAAUCAGAUGCGUUAGGUCAUGUAUUUACCAUGAUUGGAAAAGAUUGGACUCAUAUGGGUGUUGCUAAGUUGUAUACAGACAUUGCUAAUAACGGAUACCAUUUCCUUUAUUUGACCAGUCGAGCCAUUGGACAGGCAGAUUAUACACGCGACUAUUUGAAAAAGGUAGCGCAAGACAAGUAUCAAUUGCCAGACGGACCCGUGAUUAUGUCACCCGAUCGACUCUUCACUUCCUUUCACCGUGAAGUCAUCAUCCGUAAACCCGAAGUGUUCAAAAUGGCCUGUUUAAGAGAUGUACAACGUUUGUUUGGAGGUCGUGACCCAUUUUAUGCAGGUUUUGGUAACAGAAUUACAGAUGCUCGGUCUUAUCGUAGUGUCAAUGUCCCCACCUCACGUAUUUUCACCAUUGACCCUUAUGGUGACUUGAAACUCGAACUUUUGAUGGGAUUCAAAUCUUCCUACAUUCACCUGAACGACUUGGUCGACCAAAUUUUCCCUCCCAUCAAUCGUGUCAUUGAUGAAGAAUACACUGACUGGAAUUUCUGGAAAUCACCUUUCCCCGAAAUCGAUAUACCUGAAUUGGACAUUCCUUUAGAACCCACUUCUCCAAAACCCAAACCCAUUAAACCUGAUCCAUCCGUACUUCCGUCUUCCUCUGUCGUAGCUUCUGCUUCUUCUUCUAGUCGUAGUUUACUCCGUAGUUUCACAUCCAGAUCCGAUUCCAGUAGCAGUCUGCAAAGUAACCGUAAAUUACAAUCUAGUUCUAGUACGCCUACCGUGCUGAAAAGUCCUAAAGUGUUAGCCAAUGACAAUGAAGUCACUAGUGAUCAAAAGGCCGCCGUGGUCAACACUGGAGAUGUGGAUGACAAUUCAAGUCUGCUAAGCACAAGCCCCCCUACCAGCGCAUCCUUAAUGAAUAAAGUGUCAAGUGGAUUUGGUGGUGUCAGGUCGACUUUAUCACGUACCUUUUUAUCGUCCAGUGAAAACGGGUCUUCAAAAUCCAUCAAGGAGGAUAUCAAGAAAGAAGAAGUAGCAGACGUGAAAAAGGAAGCCGAUGUGAAGGAAGACGAGGAGGAGGAGGAUGAAUCAAAGCAAGAUGUAGAUUCAUUAUUAGAUGAUAUUGAUAUGGAUGACAUUCCAUUUAUUUAG
Molecule: messenger RNA, 2355 nt
Organism: Mucor mucedo
Lineage: Eukaryota; Fungi; Mucoromycota; Mucoromycetes; Mucorales; Mucoraceae
Product: Lipin/Ned1/Smp2-domain-containing protein
Exons: 5
Coding region: 1-2355 (784 amino acids)
Biological process (GO): triglyceride biosynthetic process; fatty acid catabolic process
Cellular component (GO): nucleus
Molecular function (GO): phosphatidate phosphatase activity
Source: RefSeq, a predicted model, not a curated record